This is a messenger RNA of Strongylocentrotus purpuratus (purple sea urchin), 2640 nucleotides long. RefSeq names its product 1-acyl-sn-glycerol-3-phosphate acyltransferase alpha. Gene Ontology annotation, molecular function: 1-acylglycerol-3-phosphate O-acyltransferase activity. Bases 1377 to 2264 code for a protein of 295 amino acids. The record is from RefSeq and is a predicted model, not a curated record. Gene Ontology annotation, biological process: phosphatidic acid biosynthetic process. Lineage: Eukaryota; Metazoa; Echinodermata; Echinoidea; Camarodonta; Strongylocentrotidae. Gene Ontology annotation, cellular component: endoplasmic reticulum. The transcript is spliced from 6 exons.
UAAUUCCUAGAAUGAACUAAGGUAGAAAAUAUCGCUCCCUAGUCAAUCUGAAAGUUUUAAAAGACCAAAAAUUGCUGACUGCGGGACAAAAUAAAAAAUCGAUUAGUGGCAUCCUUAUACCAGAUUUAAACCGAUUUGUAGCUCGUGUUGAUUUUGUGAUUAGAACAUUUGCUCUCCAGUUUCAAGCCUUGUCCCUGCACGAAUCAACACAAAUCCCCUUAAUUAGAUUUAUCUGUAUUUACCUAAUCAGUGACUGAACUUUUGAUAAGUUAAUGAGUCUUUCAACCCAACAUAACAAUUGAGAACUUCAGACGGAGUAAUGGUUCAAAUGGGGGUUCGGCCCACCCGUGCACUUUGGUCAGGCUGAAUUGUGCACGCAUAUGGAGAGGCGGCGGCCAGGGAAGAGGAAUAAAUCACCAAACAUUUGAAAUUGUCUUUAAUUAGUCUUCACCUUUAUAGUUGAUUAUCCAUUAGGUACUCUUCUCAUCAGAGAAUUAAAAUCUUCACUGUGAGAGACUUCGGCAUGGAUCUGACGUGUCUACACUGAACAUUUUGAGACCUACGAGAUACGGCCAUAGCUAAUUGGGAUACGAUAUAAUUGUUGGUUGUUUUAGCAGACGAUUCGUUACUGUUUUUACAACUCUCUGCACGUGUAUUUUUUAAUGAGCCAUCUAUUUAGGACUCCUUUGUAGUUCACCAUUUUACAAGAGAAAGUCAAAAUGCACGUUCUUCAGUAUAGCGAUAUUUGACGACCGACAUUACGAGAUAUUCCAUAACAUGAAUAGGUUGGCCUCGGACUCAACACCAAGAUCACGUGAAUCUAAAGCAUUAGGCAAUAUUUUGUCCCUGUUUUUGAGUCAUUUUUUUUUUAAUUCUUGGUUUCAUUUUCCGCAGUGAUUACGCGUAAAUCCUUCUUCACGAAACUGCGUUAACAACAGGAAACGGCGUUGAUUUCUGCACGGGAUCAUGCACAUUAAUUCAUCUGUUAGGAUUGUUAAUAUACGCUUUUGUUUUUAAGUGGUUCUGAUUUAUAAAAAAAAACGCAUGACAAGGAAGAGAGGUGCAAGAAAACGGAUUAUUAGUCAUAUAUUCAAGGCAGUAACUGCUGUCUAUUACCAUUAGUUGCUUUUUGUUGUUGUACAUAAUAAAGCAAUAUCACAUAGAUAACAGUACAAAGUGACUGUAUACAUAUCACGGGUUAUGUCAAAUGUCUAAAUAUUUUAUAGGAUUCACUUCAGCCAUAAUACCAACUUAUCAAGGCAAAUUUGACUGUGUUUGAGGCUUAACUGAAGAAGGUAUAUGAGCAUAGUCACUGCAAAUGACCAUUGAUAUAUUACUUUUCGUCAUCUAUGAUCUCGAGAACGUAACCGUCGAUCAUGGCCUGGAACACAGAAGAUAUGGAAGGAGACACGAUUGCGCUUGAACCAGGUCCUGGAACCGAUUCAUCACCAUCGAACCUUAUUUUGUGGAGCAUUGUAAUCGUAUUAUGUACCUUGGUCAUACUUAGCAGCCGCAGGAUUAGGUUCAAACUCAAAUACCACGCUUUUGAUGGAAUGUAUUUCCUUUUCGGCAUCAUUUCUAUACCUUUCAUGCUCUUCAAUGCUUGCGAUCCCAAAGCUACCAGAAUGCCGCAAUUGUUGGUGCAACGGGUCCAGAGUCCUCUGUUCGGUGUUACCGCCAAGAUAAUAGGAAUGGAACGAUAUCCUGAAGGUCCAUUUGUCAUCGUCUGUAAUCAUCAAAGCUCUCUCGAUUGCAUAGGUUUAAUGGAGCUUUGGCCACCGCGGUGCGUGAUUCUCAUGAAGAAAAUGCUCAAGUACGCAGGGCCGUUUGGCCUGGCUGCCAUCUUGGCCGGGUCCAUCUUUGUGGACAGGUCCAACAACCGCAGUGCCAAAGACGCCCUCAGCCAGGCCGUAGAGAUCAUUCAGACAAAAGGCUACCGAGUACUGAUAUUCCCGGAGGGGACGAGAAAAUUGAUUAAGGAAUCAUCGGGGAAGACGGAGAUCUCGGAACCCAUGCUCCCGUUUAAAAGGGGAGCCUUCAAUCUUGCCAUUCUAGCACAGGUGCCCAUCGUUCCAAUUGUAUUCUCAUCGCAGAAACAUCUGCUUGAUUUCAAGGAACAUAAAUUCGUUUCAGGUGAAUAUACAGGCUUCGUCCUACCGCCCGUCUCAACGAAGGGGCUGAUUUUAGAUGACGCCCAUGACUUGAGAGACAAAAUUCGAACCCAGAUGAUCGACUGUUUCAAUGAGCUUGAACGAACCAAGUGAAGACCGCCAUCAUGAGGAUAAUUUAAACAGAUAAAUAAUGGGUUUACACGAAGUCGACAUGCAAACAGGCCUACAGAUGGCGAGGUGACGAAAAUCAUAAACAAGGUUGAGGAAGUUUCGAGGUGGUUUCGAGUGAGUUUCGAGGAAGUUUCGAGGAAGUUUCGAGGAAGUUUCGAGGAAGUUUCGAGGAAGUUUCCACGAAGUUUAGACAGGACUUCGGGCACUUGGUCGGCUUGUGGCAUGGCUUUUGCCGUCGGGGUAUUUCUCCUCUUAUACAUAAUGAUGUAUCUGCCUUGUAAUUCUGUUUAUACACCCUCCUUCCAUUUUGUCUGAUUUUUUUAUUUUUAUAUUUAUUAUUGCAUUUUAUUCUGGUAUU